Thelazia callipaeda (thelaziosis nematode) is the source of this 252-nucleotide messenger RNA. The record is from the annotation of a GenBank genome assembly. NCBI's taxonomy places the organism in Eukaryota, Metazoa, Nematoda, Chromadorea, Rhabditida, Thelaziidae.
AUGAACAAACAUAUCGAGACAUUACUAACGUCUCUUGCUGAAAACGCUCGUAAUCAGGCAGAAAUGCAGCAAGACCUUUGUACUUUCAACAAUCAAGACACACAGAAACUGGUCCGAGCUCUUGUAAAUGGAGAGGGAUUGAGACCAACAAGAACCGCGGCAUCUAAUGAUGGGACUUCUGCUAGUGGCUCCGGAAGCUCACAAAGCAACGCUCGACAGCCUGGAACUACUACAUCUCCACAAAGACGAUAA